Messenger RNA from Sphenostylis stenocarpa, 993 nucleotides. Lineage: Eukaryota; Viridiplantae; Streptophyta; Magnoliopsida; Fabales; Fabaceae. The record is from the annotation of a GenBank genome assembly.
AUGGCGAUGCAAACUGUUUAUCUUAAAGAACAUGAAGGAAAUGCACACAAUUUUGUAGGGGCCUUGUCAUCUGCAGCUUCAGCACCCUGGUGGAGUGUUUUUGGAUCUCAACCUGUUCAUGGGGGAGAGUCUUGUGGCCAAAUGAAACCCUUUUCUUUGGAGCUUCCUAACUGCAUAGGCCAACUUGCUGCCAGUAAGACUGCGACAAGAGGAGCUGAACAAGUGUUAGGCAAAGGACAUAAAACUCAGUUUACCAUCUUUCCAGAUGAUUGUAAAUUGUCAGAUGAUGCACAGACGCUUCAGACAACCAUAUCACUGCAGCCAUCACUUGCUGACUCUCAGUCACGUUUUGAGAUAGGAUUUAGCCAGCCCAUGAUAUGUGCAAAAUAUCCUUAUACGGAUCAAUUUUAUGGGCUCUUCUCAGCUUAUGCACCUCAAAUUUCGGGACGUAUAAUGCUGCCACUUAACAUGACAUCUGAUGAUGGACCAAUAUACGUCAAUGCUAAGCAGUACCAUGGAAUCAUUAGGCGUCGCCAAUCCCGCGCCAAAGCUGUACUUGAUCACAAACUGACUAAACGUCGCAAGCCUUAUAUGCACGAAUCACGCCAUCUCCAUGCAAUGCGGCGACCAAGAGGAUGUGGAGGUCGCUUCUUGAACACGAGGAAAUCUGCUAAUGGAAAUGGCAAAACUGGAAAUCAAGUGCAUGAAACUAUUGGUGAACAAUUUCAUUCCAGUGGCUCUCAGAGUUCUGAAUUCCUUCAGUCUGAGGCUGGAACUUUGAAUUCAUCAAAAGAGACUAAUGGCAGCAGUCCAAAUAUUUGUGGUUCAGAGGUGACUAGCAUGUAUUCGCGGGGAGGUCUCGACAGAUUUUCCCUUAAUCAUUUUGGAUCUGCUGUCAACACUCUGGCAGACAUGAUAGAUGGUGGGCGUGGUAUGAUGAUACCCCCCAAAUGGGUUGCAGCAGCAGGUAGCUGCUGCAACCUUAAAGUUUGA